Scutellospora calospora is the source of this 245-nucleotide messenger RNA. The record is from the annotation of a GenBank genome assembly. NCBI's taxonomy places the organism in Eukaryota, Fungi, Glomeromycota, Glomeromycetes, Diversisporales, Gigasporaceae.
CUGGUUUAUUUGGAUCCAUAUUUGGGUUGUUGAAUAUUUUUUCUCGUAUGAGUGGAGGUCUAACUUCUGACUUUGCAAAUAAAAAAAUGGGAGUUCGUGGUCGAUUGUUAGCACAAUUUUUAUGCUUUUUCCUUCAAGGAGCAUUUUUAAUACUUUUCCGGUUUUUGAGCAUAGAUUUGACGACAGCUAUUAUCCUAAUUGGAUGUUUUUCUUGGUUUACACAGGUAUAUAUGAAAUCUUUUUGA